Molecule: messenger RNA, 1432 nt
Organism: Chelmon rostratus (copperband butterflyfish)
Lineage: Eukaryota; Metazoa; Chordata; Actinopteri; Chaetodontiformes; Chaetodontidae
Gene: spock2
Product: SPARC (osteonectin), cwcv and kazal like domains proteoglycan 2
Exons: 11
Coding region: 1-1266 (421 amino acids)
Molecular function (GO): protein binding; calcium ion binding
Source: RefSeq, a predicted model, not a curated record
AUGGUGGAAAUUACGGAUAUCGUGUGCCUUCUCGUGCCGCUGGUGAUGCUCGCGGGCUCUACCUUCCAGACCGACGUGAGGAGUGUCAAAGAGGCGGAAAAAGCGGGGAAUUUCAUGGAGGACGAGCAGUGGCUGUCCACCAUUUCACAGUACAGCCGCAAGAUCAAGCACUGGAAUCGCUUCAGAGACGAGGUAGAGGAUGAUUAUGUUCGUACCUGGGAUGAAAACCAAGGUUCAAAUGACAAUGUAGACACCACCAAGGACCCCUGUCAAAAGGUUAAGUGCAGCCGACACAAGGUGUGUAUCGCCCAGGGUUACCAGAGAGCCGUGUGCGUCAACCGCAAGAAACUCGAACACAGACUGAAGCAGCCUGCUCUCAGGUCUCCUGAUGGAAACUGUCAGCCCUGUCCCAUCUCCUCCACGGGACCUGUGUGUGGAUCAGACGGACACAACUAUGCCUCAAAGUGCAAGCUGGAGCAGCAGGCGUGUCUUACGGGGAAGGAUCUUACCCUGAAGUGUUCAGGUCUGUGUCCCUGUCCAACUGCUGCCCCAACAUCCAAGGAGAGUAAACACGAGAGCUGUACUGGACAGGAUCUAGCUGAUCUCGGGGAGCGUCUGAGGGACUGGUUCCAGCUACUGCAGACCAAUGCCAAGCAGAACAACAAUAGCAAGCCUGGGGCCAGAACCACUGCAGCCAGCACCACAUCAGUGCUGGACAGGAGCCUGGUGGCCAGCUGUAAGGACUCCAUAGGCUGGAUGUUUUCCAAGCUGGACACCAACAACGAUCUGUACCUGGACCAGGCCGAGCUGGCUGCCAUCAACCUGGACAAGUACGAGGUCUGCAUCCGACCCUUCUUCAACUCCUGCGACUCGUACAGGGACGGCAAGGUCUCCACUGCCGAGUGGUGCCUCUGCUUCUGGAGAGAGAAGCCGCCCUGCCUGGCUGAACUCGAGAGGAUCCAAGUACUAGACGGCGGCAAGAGAAAGUUUGGUCGAUUCAUCCCCAGCUGUGACGAGGACGGCUACUACAGGAAGCAGCAGUGUGACAGGGGAGAGUGCUGGUGUGUUGACCAAAACGGAGGAGAAGUAGCCGGAUCUAGGAUUCGUGGCAAACCAGACUGCGAUGAUGAAAUGGCAUAUUCAGGUGAUUUUGGCAGUGGGGUCGGAUGGGAGGACGAGGAAGAGAAAGAAGCUGAGGAGACUGCAGAGGCUGAAGAGGAGGAGGGAGAGGUGGGAGAGGUAGAUGAUGGGGGCUAUAUCUGGUAAAGGGCCAACGUGUAGUCCAACCUCUCGACAGGAGCAUCUCGAUGGUCCCAAACACACACACACACACACACACACAGACACACACACUCACACACGCAGACAAGCAUAUACACACAAACACACAUAUCCUGCAAAGAAAUGGACAUGGUGAAGCUGUCACACUCAG